Messenger RNA from Pocillopora meandrina, 7757 nucleotides. NCBI's taxonomy places the organism in Eukaryota, Metazoa, Cnidaria, Anthozoa, Scleractinia, Pocilloporidae. The record is from the annotation of a GenBank genome assembly.
CAUGACAGUACAUAACAGAACAAGGCCGUAGAGUGAUAAAUAAGUCUUGCGAUACUUUAUGGUUUUCUGCGGAUUCCUGAAUUUUAUACGAAUCAGAUUUAUUUCUUGGAAUGACAAUUGGUUCAAGGAUGUCUUACGACGCCUCUUACGUGAAGGCUAGGAAGAAGUAAGUGGAAUUUAAUGCAUAGGAGUACUCAUAUUAGCAGUGCUUUAAUGUAAUUAAAAUCCCAUAGCCUAUGCUUACUAAUGCACAGAUUUGAUCAAAAGUUUUUAUUCCUGCAAGUUUACGAGGAUUUUUAGGGAUCGUCUUUAAAAAUACGAAAUUUUUUAUUUUAAUAUUUGGUUUGCAAACUUGAUUUUAGUCAGCUUACCGUCGCUGAUGUUUUCGUUCAUCGAUUUUACUUCAGAUUUUCCGGUAUUAUUUUAACUCGAUCUGACGAAAUGUUUCAUCGUCUUAAAUGAACGGGAAGUGUAUUAAACCUAGUCUUGAAAUCUCUUUCUUGGAAGUUUUGAUGGCAACAACGAUUUUCUGUUGACUGCGAGAAAAAAAAGAAGAAAAAAAAAGCGGUUUGCAACAACAGUCAUGCCAAAAUUUAGGAAUUAAGGAGGAUUUAACUUCAGUCUUCCUUCUUCUCCUUCCAAGUGUCCGCCUACUUUAGAAAUAAUGCGUCCAAUCAUUUCAGAAGUCUCUAACAUGGACUGUGAAGCUAACUGGAGCCAAAAAAGUCCAGAAACUUGACGUUUUUUUUAAUUUUUUGUCUAGUUCAACAUAUUCUCCAUUGUCUUCCUCAAAAGCACCUGCGCUUAACAAGAGGGGCUACAAUCCUUUAACUGCAUUGCAGUUCCCAUUGUAGUUUCAUUGCUGUGAGUCCAAAUGAAAUCUGAAAAGAUGGCAGUUAUAGGCCUUAUUAGCAGGAAGAUCCCUGGUAACCAGCUUUUAUAGAAACCUCAGUAAUUGCCCUUUAUGCAGGGAGUGGAUAUGACAGUAUAACAUGGAUCAGGGUUGUCCAGGGGUUUUAUUAAAUGCUGGUUACUGGAAGUCUAUUGUUGCUUAUAAGACCUCUUAACACCAUCAAUUUAGCUUGUGAGCAAGCUUUUGUCUUUGAGUUUAGCUUUAUGACCCUGUUCUGGUCACAUCUGCCUAUUGCACCAUUGGAAGCAGCUUAUGGAAAAAGUUAUGGAAACCCCUGGGUACUUCAUUCUGGAUUGAGGAGUUUCUCCUUUUAAUGGUCUUGAUACUAUAUGCUGAAGUUUCUUCUUUGAUAAUAAAUUGUUAUUGGUUUUUUUUAUGGAAGGGCUGUGAAACAGCUUAAAAACAGCAAUGCACAACAGUUGGAAAUAGAAACACUGAAAAUGGAAGAAAGGAUACGUGCUUUGAAAGAACAAAUGUUUAAAGAAAAAGAGGAAAGAGAGUGAGUUUUGACUGCUGAUCAUACAUGGAGUACUGUUCAAGUCUUUAAUCACACUGCCCUUUACUUUCUGAUAGGAAGAUAACCACCCAUUAUUUUAGAGAAGAAACUAAUUGCCAACUUUGAGACAAGUAAAUAAUUGUGUAUGAUUUCUUCUCAUUUUCAUACUUGGCUGUAAAGGUUAUCAAUCAUAUUUGAUUUCAGUGCUCAAAUGUUUGGUAAAGCCACUCAGGCUACUGUGGAAUUUGUUUAGAAUCUUAGAUUACCUAACUUGUCAUCUUAAGGGAGUUCUACUGUUCAAAAUUCUUGUUUCUUUUUUCUAAUAUUUACUUCUAUUUCACCCCAAAGUAAACAAACCAUAUCUUUCUGAGUGAGUGUUGGCUCAAAAUUUAUAGACACAACCAAAUACUUAAUAUGCAAAUAAUUUCAUAGUUAUCAAAGGUGAGCAAUUACAUACAAUCUUGAAACUUUUAAUUGCAUUUCCAUGUUGCCCAGAUUGCAUGCCACAUGACAAUCCAAGGCUAUUCACCUUCAAUAUACCAAGUUUCCAACAUGACUCAAAAUCACACUUGUAUAUUUUAUUUGCCCUUUAUAAUUCUCCCUCUAAAACAAAGAUUUGGUGAAUUCAAAGGAAAGAAUAGAUAAACCACAAGGUGCACUUAAAUGUUAUUUGGUUGAGAAAAGAAAUAUACAGGCACUAUAGAAGUUGUGCUAUAGUUAUUAUAAUAAUUAUAGUUGUUUUGGCUGUUCUGUCCUUGUUGUAGAUAAAUUUAAAGAUGUUCCUUUUCUUUUCUCUUUUGGUGCAGAAAGCAAGGUGGUAUACGAUGGGCAUCUGGCAAAUCAGGACCUCUUAAUAGUCAUGUACAAGAUGUGCUAAAGAAAAAGAACUUGAAAACUGAUAAAGUAGGUGAUUAGAAUCUAUCUGGAAACUGUUCUGAGCAAACUUUUGAUUUAUAGGGGUUGUGGUAGCAGUUCAUUUUUUUAAGUGGAUCCAUUUAACACAUGAAUAAGUCUAGAAUUUUUCACAGUAUGGGCCUACAUGUGAUAGAGACAAGUCCCUUUACAACAUGAAUGACAAUGGAGAGGUUGUGAUGUAGAUAGAUAGGGGUGCAAUAUAAUGAAUAUUUUUUUGAAGGGUUAAGAGUUUGAAAUAAGAUUGUAUGGAGAAUGUCUCCCUCUAGAAAGUUUUUGCCUGUUAGGGAAAUGCCCAUUGCAAAGGAUUGUUGUUUUUGAUUUUUUUGUUUUAUUUGUAUGUUAACAGACUCCAAAGAAAAUAAAGAUUCUUGGGGAUGAACCUUUGCGUAAGUAUGGUCUAAAAAUGACUUCUUAAGGAUUCUGUUUAUCAAAAUCUCAAUUGAAUAUGAUGUAGCGAUCUUCGCUGUGAUGAAAACUACCUAAACAGCAAUGAAAGUAAGGCCAGGAAAGAAUGCAGGCCUGUACCUGUGCAAUACUGAUACAGUACUUUACUUCACUCGCAGAGGUCAUGGGUUCAAAUCCGGUACAGGCCUGAAUUUUUUCCAGGCCUUACUUUCACUACUGCUUAAGUAGUGUUCAUCACAGAAAUGAUUGCUUUCAUGCUCAUUUCUUAAUCAGCAGUUCUCAUAUAUGAUUUUCAUAUAUUCACAGUCAUUUAAAAUCUCAAUUAUCAACAAAAGAUUAAAUGCUUAGACUUGCUUAAAAACAUUGUAUGUUUUUCUUUAAACUUCAGACUCUUACAAGAAGAAAGUAACUCCAAGAGUUCAGCAACAAGACAACUUUGGCACAUCAGGAUGUGGUCAGUGCGAGAGGACAAAGGCAACUUUGGUACAUAAAUUUCUUUUUUAGAACCUUCAUUUUACCUCUCAGAAACUGUAUUCUGCUUUCAUUAAGCACCUAUUAUAGCAGUGUUUCCUAUGAAAAUAUUACUUCAUUUGCUGUACUUAAGUUCCUAGUUAGUUUUAAAGGGUUUUCAAGACUUAUUUUAUGUAAUACUCAUUGAAAAAGCUAUUGUAAGUGUAGUGGUUAGCUCAUUGUGUUUGACUUAUUUUUGCAGGUCUGCAUUGAGUGCGAGGAAAAGUACUGUGUUAGUUGCUUUAUGUCAUUCCAUCAGAGAGGUGCUCUUACCAAACACACCACACAGUCCCUUGAACAGGUACAGCACUAUUUCUUUCACUAUUUUUUCUUUUUCACCGUUACAAGUUCUAUUCUAUCAUAGAAACAGUCCAGGCUGGUGGACAGCAAUUUUAGCAAUUGCUGAAAGAAAGUGUGAAAAAUUUAAUUCUAUAGGUAGCUUUGGAAUUAUUGAUUUUUCAACCACUUACUUUUUCAAAAGAUAUUUUUAUGGAUGAAUUUUUAAAAAUUUUUAUUGUGCCUUGAAUGUUGUAAUCUUUUAUUGGAUGAUGUUUUAUUUAUUAAAGAUACUUUGUUUAUUAUUGGUUUUGGUUUUAUCCUUGUUCCAGUAUGAAGCAGAGCUACAGAUGGAAAGAGACAGUGAUUAUAAGAAGCAUGAAAUAACAUCUUCAAUGAGUACUUCAAGGUAGACAAUAUUCAUAUUCUAUUCAAUAAUUUAGACACCUUAAGAUCAAGGUUUACUGCAUACCGCAAACCACAGUUUCAAGGUUGCCUUGUGCAAAUUGGAAUAUAACAAUUUUUUUGUCUUUUUUUAGAUUUUCCAGUGGUGAUCAGGCUAGAUCUUCUCAGGUAGAUGGCAUUAAAUGUUCACAGUUUUAAACCCCAAAUUACUUUUAUAACAUUGUGUAAGCUUUGACUAGUUCUAAUUCAGAAGCUAAAUUUCUGCCUCAAAUACACUCACACUCUCAAAUUCAGGCUUGGUAUAACAAAUCUUUGUCUCUUUCAAGGAUUAACACAGCACCAGUGUCUACAUAAUGAUGGUUUUAAGAAAUAAAUUUGUUAAAAAACUUGCUGAAAAUUUACUUGUCACCAGCAUGGGACCAAGAAAAACUUAGAGUCCAAGUGAAGAUUUGUACCCCAGCUAGUUUAAAUCCAGCUUAGGUUUUUUAUCAACUGAGCUGAAGAGAACUGUUUGACAGGCUACUCUAUAUACUCGGUUCAUACGUGAAAAAUGUUUCACAAACUACCUUGGUUCUGUUUUGCAGAUGAAUAAUUCAAGAGGAAAGGGCGGGGGAGCAUUAUUACAAGGCUCAUACAACGAAGAAGAAAGCGCACAAUCGUUUGCACAGGCUCUCAUGGAAUGGAGAAAUUCUGGAAAAGAGGAGAAAAUGCAGAAGAAUCCGACAAAUGCAAAAAGUAUGCGAAUUUUGUUUGAGUCCUUUCUUUAACUUUGUGAUAGGUUGUAGCUGAUACUGAGAAUGGCUGGAUAAGCUAAUUAGCUUUAGGUCCAGCCUGAUGAAACUCAAAAUCGCUCGCCUACUUUACGAACAGAUGUACAGUAGUAAAAUGGAAGAGUUGCAGAUUAGAUCAUCGGUUUGAAAGGGGUCUAAGGAAUGCAUAAUUUUGCAAUGAUUUUCCGAGCGGCUUUCUUCGUAAUUUAUCAGGCAGAAGUAGUUAUCUUGACUUAAUAUUUACAUGGAAAUGUAUAGCAGUUACAGGGGAGAAAUCACAAUCAGAUCUUGGGAGUUAAAGGGUUAACUGACAUGUUCACCCCAAUGUGCUUCUUAAUUUCAGGCAGCUCUUGUGAGACAGGUACUACCCCACAACCAACCAGACACCAAGAAGUGAAGGUCAAUUUUGGACCGAACAAGUCAUUAAGUUAUCUUGACCGCAUGCUGCUCAAGAAACUCCAAGGCGAUCAAACGUUUGACGGUCCACAAGCACCUUCUAAAGGAAAGAAAUACAACAGUUCAGAACUGUCAUUAAAUACGAACAGUGAAAGUCCAAAGAAUGAAAACCAGCUGGGAACGAAUUACAGAGAAAUUUUCCAAAGCCUUGGGGCUCCGGACAGGAAAGCUAGCCAAGAAAAUUUUCAAAUGCCACCCAAAAGUGUGAUUUCUAUUGAAGAAGUGAACGACGCUGAUUUGAACGGAGAGGAGACAACUGCCUGUAUAGUCGAGGAAGAGGACUUUAACCCCCACCCCCAGCGUAGGCCUUUAUCACGCACCGGUAGGGUCAGCGUUAUGUGUAUGACCCCCACGGGGAGGUUCGAAGCUAAUACAGACGCGCUGGUGGUAGAGGAUAUAGCAUCGGUACCCGCUCAAAGUCUCUCUUUGGGGCAGGCCACGCCCCGUUCAAAGCAGACAUCACGUAGUACAAGUUCUCGUCAGGGACUCCAUAUGAGAACAAAAUCACAACUUGAUGGGUCGGUAGGGAGAGUGUGGAGUCCUCAGCCCCAUCAUGUUGGUUUGUCGGAGUUUUUCCUCGCUGGUGUCCGGGGUGAAUCGGUUUCAGGGAGAACGUCUCGCGAUAGGAAGACCAUUUUUGACCCAGUAUUAGUGAAACCCGAAAGAUUAAGCAAAGCUCUGUUAUCACAACAUGUAUGGAAACCACAAGAAAGCGUGUUUUCUAGUAACGAUAUUGACAGGUCAAAUAAGCAACAGCAACAACCACAACUGGGUAAAGAUGGUGAUAAGGAAGCCCGCACAGACAGCCCUCGCCCUGUUAUACCUCUUUUACGAGCACCAGAGUUGCUGGAGACAAGAAACGAUAGACCAGAUUCACAGUCAUCUACGAUAGUCCCACCCACGGCAAAUGACUCCGGAUUCACGAAUGAUACCAUGAUUCACGACUUUGGAAUCGUAGAUUUCCUCAGGGCUCCACCAUACCUGCCCAAAGGCUUUGAAGAUUAUAGUCAAGUACAUCGUGUUUCCACAGUUUCUCCACUGACUCUCAGCCCAAACCCUCCUAGUUUUCAUUGGUCGGAUGAUAGCGAUGACGACUUUCUCGCACAAGUCUGCUUCCAAGGAAAUCAAGAUGACCAGAGAGCGGACCAAGACGAGGAUGACCGCGCCACCUUGACUAACCUGGCCUGGGAAUUAGCCUCGACUACAGGCCGGUUGACGCAGUGUGAAUUAGACGACAAGGAAGGGGAGGGUGAGGAGGAAUUUGACGAGGACAGUAUUGAGAGUAAUGACUUUGGGUCUGGGUUGAGUUCAAGCGAAGAAGACAAUACCUCAGCUGAUACUUACAGUGCAAAUAUUGACAGUGUAAAACACAACGACGAUAAUACUCUAGCGGAAGAAGAAGUACAUGCCUUGGAGUAAAUUUCAAAGGUUUUCGUUUUCACGGUUUUUCAUUUUUCUCCUAGUAGAUAGAUACCACAACUCAUGUUUUGACACACUCCAUCAUGCUUAUCGAUCAGCUUUUUGACGAAAAAGGAAACAAAAGAGGAAAAAAAAUGAUAAAAAGUAGAAAAUUAGGGCGCUUUUCGAUUGAGUGUCGGCCUUCGAAGGUUAGACUGAACCCGUGAAACAAAAUUAACCAAUCACAUCGUCGGAAACGAACACUAUUAGAACUAAGGACCAUUGCCAGCAAAGGUCACAAUGAGUGUAGAAGAAAUUUGUUGCUCUUUUCCUAUUAGUAUUGGCCAGUUUUGCGUAAUUGACCCCGAUAACGGAAGUUGCACUGUAAAAUAGCCAAUGAGACAUGCAACAACAAAUUUCAUCUGAUUGUUGGGUAGGCUUAACUAGCUGAAUCACACACCAUCUGAAAAAAAACCACAGUUAAUAAGUAUUGCUUUCGACACUCAGUCUUAUCUAGCUCUGUUAAGCUCUUUACAGAGUUUUCUAUUAUUUGUUGAAGUGGCGGAGCAAAAAUCUUAACGUGUGGGCAACUGUAGGCAGGGUUCAACUCUUUCAUUCCCAAGAUCACUUAAGUAAUUCUCCUUACUGUCUACCAUACGAUUGUUGAUGUUAGUGCGGAGAAUUUGAUAUUAGAUCAGUAAUUAAUCCCCUAAUUUAUACUUUUAUUAAUUUUCAUCACUUGUCUGCGUCAUAUUAUAUUGAUAUUGUAAGGAAAAAAUCUGUCUUGAUCACUCGUAGGAGUCAAAGAGUAAUAUUUACCUUUGAAAUAAGGAGUCGUUGGAAGAAAAAAACAAAGUUUUGGCUGAUAUCUUAGCUGGCGUUGUAUGUUGUAUUUAUUUAUUGUCACCUUUUGGUGUACAGUCGAGUUAACUGUGUUGAAAAGAUAACGUGCCUAACUGUUGCAGUCACGUUCUUGUUCCUUUUUUGUAAUAUGUACUUGUAUUUGAAAUGGGGCACCGGACGGUAAGUUAAUCGGCUCGGAUUCAGGGCCUUAAAACUAAAAGCCAAGUAAUUCUCGUUCGGCCCCUCCUUACUCAGUCAACAAGAAAUUUAUCACAUGACCGCCGCGGUCAAUGUGGCUCGUGGGGCCGUAUGCUGGGUUAAGCAGCUUUUUCUGGCCUUUUACUGGUUCGUUUUUUUAUAAAUGUGCGCG